Messenger RNA from Cladocopium goreaui, 4330 nucleotides. Lineage: Eukaryota; Dinophyceae; Suessiales; Symbiodiniaceae. The record is from the annotation of a GenBank genome assembly.
AUGAAUUUCUCGCGUCGCAUGGUGGAUGGUCUCCCAGAUGGUUCAUUGGUAGACCUGGAAGUGACCAGUUUCCAUGGCAAGCGGCUGCAGCUCAGCGUCACCCGUGGCCUCAACGGCUGGCAGCUGCAGCAGCUGAUCCUGCAGAAGCUGUCGCGCCCGGGGCGCCGGCUGUUGCUGCAGCAUGGCGCUGUGCCGUUGAAGUUGCAGGAGACUUUGGAACAGCAAGGUAUCACAGGAUCCACUAACUUGUCGUAUGUUUACGUCCCGGUUGAUUUGUGCGCUUCAUGGAGAGUCCUUCAAGGGGAGCGCACGGAUGAGCUUUCCUUGGAGGGACUGACUCAGCUGGGUGGUGCUGUGAAACUGGACUGGUGCACCGUCACUUUGCCGCAAAGCCUACGCAUUUUGACUUUUGGGAGUGACUUCAAUGAGAGUUUGGAUCAGGUGAAUCUGCCAGUUGGUUUAAAAAACCUGACCUUUGGAUUCUACUUCAAUCAGAGCUUAGCGUCGGCAAAUCUGCCCAGUGGUCUUGAAGACUUGACCUUUGGUGGAAGUUUUAACCAGAGUUUGGAGGGUGUGAGAUUGCCCAGCAGUCUGAAAAGCUUGACUUUGGGUCCCAUGUUCAGCCAUAGCCUACGAGGCGUGUUAUGGCCAAAUACGCUGAAGAGUUUGAUACUUCGCAGUGCAUUCCGGCAAAGCUUGGAUGGGGUGGACCUGCCCCGUGGCUUGAAACAUCUGUUUCUGGGAGGUUCUUUCAAUCACAGUUGGGAGCAGCUGACACUCCCGGAGCUUGAAACGUUGACCUUUGGCGCCGCCUUCAACCAGAGCCUCUGUCAUGUGAAUCUGCCCUCGCUGCAGAGCUGGACUUUCGGGGAUGGAUUCAACCAGCCAUUGGAUAAGAUCGAUUUGAAGAAGCUGUCCAGGCUCCAGACUUUGAGCUUUGGUCAUGCAUUCAACCAGAGCCUUGAUGAUGUCAACCUGCCGAACCACUUGCGGCACUUGAGUCUGGGGGAGGACUUUGGAAGCCUGCAGCGAGUGGUGCUGCCUCCUUCUCUUCAGACUUUGGAGUGCACAGCUCGAAGCGUGGAAGGUGUUCAUCUACCAGGACUCCAAAACCUGAGUUUGUGGGAAGCUUCCAAUUUGGAGCUGGUGAAUCUACCAGCUGGAUUGAAGUCUUUGAGUUUAGAUGGUGAGAUUCUAAGCGGGCUGGAUUUUUUGCCAAGCGGACUGGAAAACUUGACGUUUGGAGAUGACUUCAACCAAAGCUUAGAUGAUAUAAACCUCCCAAGAAGUCUGCUGAAAUUGGCUUUAGGAGACUCUUUCAAUCAGAGUUUGGAUCGAGUUCAGUGGCCCAGUGGCCUGCGGAGUUUGACCUUUGGUUGGACAUUUCAUUCUAGUCUGGAAGAGGUAAAUCUUCCUGAUAGCCUUCACAGCUUGACCUUUGGAUCACAGUUCAACCAGAGUUUGCAGAAGCUGCGUUGGCCGGCGGAGCUGCAAAGCUUGACCUUUGGAUCAUCCUUCAACCGAAGCCUCCGUGCAGUGAAUCUGCCCUCGGAUCUCCGAAGUUUGUCCUUUGGAUGGGACUUCAACCAGAGCUUAGAAGCCACAGUGCUGCCGGAGAGCUUAACGCGUUUGACGUUUGGAUACAACUUUCAACAGAGCUUGGCAAAGGUGAAGCUCCCCAGUGGCCUUGAGGCGUUGACCUUUGAAGGGAACUAUGACAUCAGGCAGUUGGAUCUGAAGCUGAAGGACCUCCGAUAUUUGGUGUCCUCAAAUUGUUUCGUCAGCUCUGUGCUGUGGCUGGGACGUUGCGGGCUACAGGAUCUCAGCGGCAUUGGCCUCAUGGAGGGGCUGAAGGAGUUCUAUCUGCCUUUCAAUGACGUCGCAGAUGUCUCGCAACUGAAGUGGUUGAACUUGCAGGUGCUGGACCUAGAGGGCAAUGCUUUGGCAGAUGCCCAGGACCUCUGGGAGCUGGGCCAAUGUUUGGAGCUUCGGCAUCUGACGCUGCGCGGGUGCCCCGUGGCGCCUUCCGUGAGGUCCAAGGCUUGGCUCCAGCUACGCGAGGAAUUGCGUGCGCAGCUGCCACAUUUGGAAUGCCUGGAUGAUGAGGAUGUGAAUCUGGAGGUCAGCGUUUUUCGGCCGCCGUUUCAUCGCCGUUCCAAGAUGGACCCGGCGAUGGGAGCGAGGUUGUUAGAUCACUACGUCCAAAGUGACUUGGAUCUGUACUUGGACUUCUUCCUGGAGGACGACCUCCUUGACAGACUGCAUGAGGUGCCUUCGCCCAUGCGGCCACGCGGCAGUUUCGCAGAGCCGGAUGAGGAAGAGCUGGUGGUGGAGCGGCUGAAAGCAGCACCCAGAGGUGAGAUUUUGCCGGCGGCCAGUCCAAUCGGAAGCCCCCAGGCGGCUUCUUUUGGUCCUCUGCACCUGCCACCACGCGGCCGUGAGAGCUGCACUGAUGACGGCAGUCUGCUUACGAGAGGGAAGGAUGCCAUGGCUGGCAAUGUGCUGGGUGCCCUGAGGGCACGCCGUGGAGGUGAAUCUGCCGCACUGCUGGACCUGGACAUUCGCGAGUUGUUACUGAUUGCAUCGUUGCUGGCUGUGGCCAGCAGCAAGAGCUGCUUUUUACGCCUGGAGGAACCACUGAAGGAGCCUCCGUUCAGUGAUGCGGAGGAGAAGGGCCUGUGGGAACUUUUUGAAGCGAACAUUAAUGUGAAUGGCACGGGCGCGGUGAUCGCUUCGCCGGGGCCUUGUCCGGCACUGGUGGAAUGCUGCGGUAUCACAACAAAGAUGCCCUACGGGUAUCACUGGACCCGCGAUGCUUCCUUGAGUCUGCUGACCGUAUUGCAGCAGCUCGAGCCACCCAGCUUGCUUACCAACGGCUCGGAUGUUGAACCAGCCUUCCUUCAGAUGAAGCAUCAGCAUCAUAGACUCAGGAGGGAAGUGGUGGAGAAGAGCGUCGCGGCCUUCGCCGAUUGGGUGUCGCGUUCGCAUCAACGCACCGAACCUGCAGGGAACGUGCAGGUCCUUGACGCUUCGGAGGAAGCGUUCUUGGAGCCCAAAUGGACCUUUGAUGGGGAACCUUACAAAGGCGGAUGGUGCCGUCCGCAAACCGAUGGACCCGCUCUGCGAGCACGUUUGAUGAUGCGUGCUGCCACACUCUUCCCGAAAUUGGCCCCGAAAUUGUUGGACCUGGCCAAAAAGGACCUGCAAUGGCUGGUGCUGAACCAUCGCAUGGAAAGCUGCGACUUGUGGGAGGAGACCAGGGAUGAGGACUUUCUGUGGAACCGCGUGGUGCAGCUGGCCGCCUUAACGGAGGGCCACCAACUGGACCUGGAACCCUGGCAGAAGUCCAGGGUGCUGGCCGCCAUCCACGAGAAGGGCGAAGCCCUGACCAACCACCUGGCUGGGGCCGGAGGUGAGCAAUACCUCAGCAACUGCCCAGCCUCCGGCUCUGGCGAUGACUGCCUGAGGUUUAAUAAGACCUUGGAUGGAGUUCUGAUCUUGACCCUCAUCCAUGGACAUCCGAUGGUCGAAACCGAUCUCCUGAAAUUGCCGGGCUUCACUGACAACAUUGUGGCCAACACGGUCAAGGAGCUCAGUAGUUUGUUUUGCGGCAUCUAUCCAGUGAACCACAUGGACACCCAGGAUGGCGUCCCAGGUGUGCUGUACGGGCGCUAUGAGAAAGACAGGUAUGGCCAUAUGAGUCAAGGAAACCCGUGGGUUUUGAUCUCAGCCUCCUUGGCCAAUCUCCUGUACCAGGCGGCGGGAGAUGUGAAGAAAGGCAAGGCCGUGGAUGCAGCUGUGUGUGCCAAGGCUUUCAGCAAUGGAGGCGGUUUCACCGGUUCCGUGAAGGAUUUUGUCGCCGCGGGGGAUUCAGUGCUGCUGCGCAUCAAGCACCACAUGAACGAUGGGCUGCACUUGAGCGAACAGAUUGACAAACUCACGGGGGACCAGUACAAUGCUAGGGACCUGACGUGGAGCUACAGUGAAGUCCUUGAUGCUCUGCAUCAGUUUACUUCACUUGAGGACACCGAUGUUGUGCGCCGCUUCGUGAAGUUUUUGGACCUGCUGUACGACAGGCGCAGGCGGCUGGUCAUCAGCUGCGCCGCCUCGCUGGAGCACCUCUUCCAGGACAUACGACAGGAGGUGAAGGGCGACAUGGGCGAGCUGGCAUGGAGAACAGCCAUGUACUCCGCAGAUGGAAAGGCGGGACUCUCUCCGCAGGCAGUUGGCACUCUGUGUGAGGCCGUACGCGCCAGCGAGCGUGCCGAGUCGCGCUUGCGGGAGAUGCGCACCAGGAGAUACUCGGAAAGCUGCUGCCCUUGACGUGAAA